This is a messenger RNA of Lingula anatina, 11664 nucleotides long. RefSeq names its product laminin subunit alpha-2. Gene Ontology annotation, molecular function: signaling receptor binding. Gene Ontology annotation, biological process: regulation of cell migration; regulation of embryonic development; cell adhesion. The record is from RefSeq and is a predicted model, not a curated record. Lineage: Eukaryota; Metazoa; Brachiopoda; Lingulata; Lingulida; Lingulidae.
UCUGCCGCCCUAGCAGACCAAUCAAUGGGGCUGGCGCACGUGGCGUCCUCUAUCGAGACCUAAACAAAGUUUGUUAAUCGCCACCGGGAAAUUUAUUCGCAUAGGACGACUGCAUGAGGGUGCUGCUGGUAAAAACGUAGGGCAGGGCUUGGAAGAGGGGAAGGGAACGAACAGGAAAAUGGUGCAGCAAGCGUAUUACUGGCUGCUUAUAUUACUAGGAGUUUCAGGAUAUACCUGCGGGCAGUUAUUUGAGCAUAAACAUGAAGGAAAGUUCCCUGUGAUUUUCAACUUGGCUACGGAAGCAGAUAUUACCAGUAAUGCCACAUGUGGAGAAACGGGCCCAGAGACCUACUGCAAGCUGGUGGAACAUGUCAAGCAGCUUAUGAUGAAGAAUUACCAAUGUGGGAUAUGCGAUGCUAAUGGUGAUUUGCCAUACCAGCGUCAUCCUAUUCAGAAUGCCAUUGAUGGUUCAAAUCGGUGGUGGCAGAGUCCAAGUUUAGCCAAUGGAUGGCAGUAUGAUUGGGUGACCAUUACACUGGACCUUGGCCAGGCUUUUCAAAUUGCUUAUGUGAUAGUAAAAGCUGCCAACUCCCCCCGCCCAGCAAACUGGAUCCUAGAGAGAUCAGUGGAUGGAAUCACAUUUACACCUUGGCAAUACUUUGCUCUCAGUGAUGGAGAGUGCUGGAAUGCCUUUGGGGUCCCCCCUACAGUGGGAAGACCACGCUACAGGAGGGAUGAUGAAGUUAUCUGUACUUCAUUCUAUUCCAGGCUGGAUCCCAUUGAGAAUGGAGAGAUCCACACCUCAUUGGUAAAUGGGCGCCCAGGAGCUGUGAAUGGACCAAGUGACUUAUUACUGGAAUUCACCACUGCCCGUUUCUUGCGCCUAAGACUGCAGAAGAUUAGAACAUUGAAUGCUGACCUGAUGACUAUUAGAACAAGCAACCCAGACAAAAUAGAUAAAGCUGUCACUAGGAGGUAUUUCUAUUCCAUCAAAGAUAUUUCUAUUGGAGGACAGUGUAAAUGCUAUGGGCAUGCCAGCAGUUGUCCAAGGAGUCCUGACACAGGGAAACUGAUGUGUGUCUGUGAGGACAACACAUGUGGGAAGAACUGUGAGAAAUGUUGUCCAAAAUUCAACCAGCAGCCAUACAAACCUGGCACCUACAGGCAGAGGUCACUUUGUGAGGAAUGUCAGUGUUUUGGUCAUUCUGAUGAAUGCUAUUACAACCAGACUGUUGCUGACAACAGGCAGAGUCAGAACAUAGCAGGGGAGAAGAAUGGUGGAGGGGUCUGUAUGAACUGCAGGGACCAUACAACAGGAGUGAACUGUGAGCAGUGUGAAGCUGGUUAUUACAGGACCACUGAUGAUCCCCGUGAACCCUGUCAGCCAUGUCAGUGUAGCCAGCUGGGGUCUACAGGAACCUGUGUACAGGAUAAUUCUAGAAGAGGAGAGGGAUUGAUGCCUGGUGAUUGUAUCUGCCGUGUUGGUUUUGGUGGCAGGAACUGUGACCGCUGUGCAUCAGGAUACAAGAACUUUCCCUCAUGUAUUCCAUGUCCCUGCAGUCGGGCAGGCAGUCGUAAUGUGGACACCUGUCAGGGAGACUGUAUUUGUAAGCCUAAUGUAGUUGGAGAGAACUGUGACCAGUGUAAACCUGGAUUCUUCAACAUGGAGGCCAGCAAUCCUGCAGGCUGCAUGCAGUGUUUCUGCUUUGGUAUCUCACAGAACUGUCGAAGUGCUGGAUGGGGACAGUCACAAAUUUCCAGUCUGGAAGGCUGGAGAGUGACAGAUUUGAGAGGAAAGAAAUAUGUUGUCCCCAGUCUAGAAAAUGGUCGCCUGACAGUUGAUCAUGAUAAUACAGAAGUUGCAGGACUGAAUCCAGUGUAUUAUUGGCAUGCUCCAGCCCCAUAUGCUGGCAGCAAGGCUAACUUUCUUGGUAACAAGCUUGCCUCCUAUGGUGGUAACUUGACCUAUUCCAUGUACUAUGUGGUCCAGCGAUUAGAAGAUGUUAACACAGCAUACACUGCAGACUUGGAUGUAAUAAUGGAAGGAAAUGAGCUGCUGAUUGGCUAUGGAGGCCGGUACUACAGGGAAGGACUGGAGAACACUAUGCAAGUCUUCUUGACAGAACGGGACUGGUAUCACGUUGAUCCUGACACAGGGUUACCAAAGCAACAGAUUGUUACCAGACAAGAAUUCAUGACUGUGUUGGCCAACAUUGAGCGCCUCCUGAUACGAGCAUCCUAUCACAUCCACCAGACACAGAUUCAAUUUCUUGAUAUGGCCAUGGAUGUGGCUGUGGAGAACUCUACCUCACCCUCUAUCAUGUCCUCUGUAGAACAGUGUUUUUGUCCUAGAGGAUACUCAGGCUUGUCUUGUGAGUUGACAGAGACUGGAGAGAAACAUAUUGGGAAUAUGAGUCAGGUGUGUGAGCGUGGACACCGUCGUGUGAACGACGUGCUGUAUGGUGGAAUUUGUGAGCAGUGUAAUUGUAAUAACCAUGCUGAUACCUGUGAGGCUUCUAGUGGGCUCUGCACUAGUUGCAGAGACAAUACUGUAGGACCACAUUGUGAGAAUUGUGAAUUUGGUUAUUAUGGCAAUGCUACUAGAGGCACUCCCAAUGAUUGCAGACCAUGUGCUUGUCCUUUGGCAAUCAGCACCAAUAACUUUGCAUCGAACUGUAUGGCAGCUCCCCCUGGCUCUCAGGAAGAGUACUUCUGUGUGUCUUGCCCUGAUGGCUAUAUUGGAAACCAUUGUGAAAUGUGUGAUGAUGGUUACUUUGGUAACCCCUUGGUCCCAGGCAACUAUUGUCAGCCUUGUGCUUGCAGUGGUAACAUCAACCCCAAUGCGGUAGGCAACUGUGAUCGUACGACAGGACAGUGCCUCAAAUGCCUCUUUAAUACUGAAGGCUGGAACUGUGCACAAUGUAAACCAGACUAUUAUGGGAUGGUGUAUGGAAAGGGAUGUAAAGAGUGUGACUGUAACCAGUAUGGGUCUACAGGUACCUCCUGUGAUCAGAGGUCAGGCCAGUGUUCCUGCAGACCAUACUAUGAAGGCAGGGCAUGUGACUCUUGUGUGGCUGGCUAUGGUAACAUUAUAGCAGGUUGUCCUAGGUGUAGCUGUAACUUGACUGGGUCUGUGUCCAACCUGUGUGACCAAGUCAGUGGACAGUGUCCUUGUAAAAAUGGUGUGGGUGGUCAGUACUGUGGCUCAUGUCUGCCUGACCACUGGGAGUAUUCUGAGGAAGGGUGCAAAGCCUGUAAUUGUCACCUGAAAGGUUCUAAUGACAGCCAGUGUGACUUGGUGACAGGGACAUGUACCUGUCAACCUAAUGUGAUAGGAGACAAAUGUGACCAGUGUGAGAUCAACUACUAUGACUUAGACUCUGGCAAUGGCUGUCAAUCAUGUGACUGUGAUGUGACAGGUUCCACCUCACUGCAGUGUGGCAUGACCAGUGGUCAGUGCCCCUGUAAGCCAGGAGUGACUGGACAGAAAUGUGACCAGUGUAGACCAGGAUACUAUGGAUUCUCUUCAAAUGGCUGCACAGAAUGUCCUGUGUGCCCUGUGGCUGGGCAGGUGUGUGAUGCAGUGACAGGAGAGUGUGUGUGUCCCACCAAUACUGAGGGUGACAGGUGUGAGCGCUGUGUGCCAGACACCUGGGGACAUGAUCAGCUGUUAGGAUGUAAGCAAUGCAACUGUAACAUGACUGGUUCCCUGGACACUCAGUGUGACACUGUGGAUGGUCAAUGUGAGUGCAGACCAGAGUAUGAUGGCAUGAAAUGUGACAUGUGUCGCUUUGGCCAUUUUGGAUUCCCUAACUGCCGUCCUUGUCACUGUAAUGAGAAUGGAACCGUCAUGUCUGACUGUAAUGCCAAAGGUCACUGUCAGUGCCAAGAAGAUGGACAGUGUCCUUGCAGGGGGAAUGUUGAGGGUUUGAAGUGCAAACACUGCAAAGAAGGCAGCUUCAGUCUGCAGUCCAACAACCCUGAAGGCUGUACUUCCUGCUUCUGUUUUGGAAAGUCAAACAUUUGUGAACAAGCUCAGCUCACAUGGAACAUGACUGAAAUGCCUACAAGGAGUGUAAGAGUGCAACUUGAUGGUGUGUCAGUGACCACAAUUGAACCAGCCCUUCAUGUAAUCCCUCCAGAUGCAGAUGCCAUCUUUGUCACUUCACCUGAUGAGGAGCGCCCUCUAUACUGGAGUGCACCCAGGAAGUUCCUGGGUGAUAAGACCUUGUCUUACUAUGGCAAGCUGAAGUUUGUGAUCUACUUUGAAGAUCAAGAUUCCCUGAACACACUCCCUAUCCCCAUAGUAGACCAUUCUGAGUACAGAAGAUUCCCACUUGUCCGUAUUACUGGGAAUUUCCGUGUGGUCCUGGACUACUUUGCUCCAUUGACUCCUGGAGUGGAGAAUGAGUUUGAGAUUUUUCUGAGAGAGGACCAGUGGACAGACCCCCUCCAGCCCAGCAAGCCAGUCACCAGAGAGAUGUUAAUGGUGGGACUGCAGAAUUUACAGAGCAUCAAGAUACGAGCAUCAGGGAAUUCUAAUCUCAAAUAUGCUGAGAUCCGUGGGUUGAGUCUGCAGCAUGCCACCAAUGCCAGUGCAGGAGAGGCUGCUCUGGGUGUGGAGAGGUGCCAAUGUCCACCUGAGUAUGCAGGACAUUCUUGUCAGGAUCCAGCCCCUGGCUACUUUCGUUUCUUCCCAUCCAGUAACCUUGAGGAGCCUGAGCUUAUCAAGCUGUUAGGAAUCAGCAAACCCUGUGAGUGUCAUGGCCACAGUGACAUGUGCAAUAAGGAGACUGGAGUCUGCUUGAACUGUGCUCACAACACAGCAGGUGACCACUGUAAUACUUGUGCUGAAGGUUACUAUGGAAAUGCCACAUCAGGGCGAGAGGAUGCCUGUCAACCAUGUGGAUGUCCCAGACUGGAACCACAGAAUAAUUUCAGUCCCACCUGUGUGACCAAUGCCACAGCCGAUGGAUAUGUGUGUAAUGCCUGUCCAAGGGGAUAUGAAGGAGAUCACUGUGAACGAUGUUCUGACUAUUUCUAUGGUGAUCCUACCAAGCUGGGUGGGGAAUGUGUACCAUGUGACUGCAGUGAAGAUGGUUCAUUGGACAAUCUUUGUGACAGGGAGAGUGGCCAGUGUAUCUGUCACCCUGGGGUACUGGGCAGGGCCUGUGACCAGUGUCAGCCUAGAUAUGCUGUUGUUAAUGGAAGAUGUAAAUCAUGUGAUGUUGGCUGUACCAGAGACUUAAUGGUGGCAGUAGAUGAGAUGGAGGUGAUGGUCAGAGGGGUCAACACGUCCACCAUGGUGGUAAUUCCAUGGGAGAGAUUCUUUGCCAUGGAGAACAAGACCCAGGUUCUUAGGGGCAAAUUGGAUGCUAUAAGGAAAGUCAAAGUGGGAGAUAUGGAGGUCAUUGUUAAAGAGCUUCAGGCCAAUGCCACCAAGUUAUAUACUCAGACUUCCAGUAUGGCAAAUGAUGCAAUGGGUUAUAGCAUGGUGGCAUCAAACCUAAGCAAAACUGCAGAUGGUAUGGAGAAAGAGAUCAGAGAGAUAAUAACUUCAGCCAGAGAUCUCCUAGACAACCUCCCAGAUGUACAUCAGUUGUCUGGUAAUGUCAACCUGACCUCAGUAAUGAUGAAGGCCCAGGACAUAAUGAAGAUGAUCAGAGAGAGGGAUUUCAAACCUAAUAUUGAGAAUGCUGAUAAUGAGUUGGAAUUGGCCAAGGCACUCAAGUCCAGUAUAAGUGACCUCCAGUCCAAGCUGACCAAUGUGACUGAUGCUGCCAUUAGCAUCCAGGAGCUGGCUGACCGAUUGAAUGAUCUUAUCAGCCUUGCAGAGCAAUCAGCCAAGGAUUCUAGAGCAGCUCUGGAGCUUAACCAGAAAAAUGAUGAACUGAUUAAAAAACUGCAGAACAUGACCCAGGCUCUCCAGACCAGAGCUCUGGCUGUUUCUUCUAUGUUGAACAUGUCUUCAGAGAUGUUGAAAGAAGCCAACAUGACAUUACCAAACAGUAGUGCUGAAUUCCUCAGGGACUUGCUUGAGCAGCUGAAAAAGGACACUGAAAACCUGACCAUAGCUGCUGGACUUCUGAGGCAAAAUCUUCCAAAUCUAGAGCCAAAAGUGAGGCAAGCAGAGGAACUGGCAGAGAAGCUGAGAAUGCAAGCAGAUAACUUAGACAACAUGUUUCAGGGUGCUCGUGCCACCUCAGAAGAUGCAGUUAAAGCUGCUCAGGUGUAUGAAGGCAUAGUAGUGGCUGUGGAUGAUGCUUUGAAAGAGGCACAGAGUGCACAUGAUUUGGCCUCAGAGGCCAUGAAUAAGACUACCACAGCAGAUGGCAGCACAUUGCAAGAGAAAGCCAAAAAGUCAGCCAACACAAGCUUGGACUUUGUGAAUGAAGCCAACAGACUGGUCAAUAGCAGCAAAGACCUCAAAGACCUUCUGGGCAGCAUUGACAAGGAUAUUGACCAGGCCAAUAAGAGAAUGGAUGAAGUGGACAGUGCCAAAGAACGUCUGACAGAAGGUAUGGACAGGCUUCCUGCAGGAAUACAUGAGAAACUCAUUGAGGCUAAUGAUAAUGCGACUGGAGCCCUGGAAAAGGCAAUGAAUACUGUGACAAGUGUUGACUCUAUUCAAGAAGGAUUAGACAAUGACCUCAAACCAAAACUUGAUGUUGUGAAAGUGAAUACCAAGGAAUUGCAGGACUUGGAGACCAUGACUGGAACCAUGAUGGAGAUCAACAAUAAUCUUGAUGGUAUUCGUGAUGUGAACCGCUCUAUCCACACCACUCUGGGAGCUCUGAACAGACUCAACAUGUCACUGUCACAGAGCCUGGAGGAGCUCAGGGAAAGCAUACAGAAGGCUAGGGAACAGGCCAAUAAUAUAAAAGUCUCCCUGGCAGCCGGUGGUAGUUGUCACCGUGAGUACAGGACAGAGGAGCUGAAGCCCAGCACUACCAACACCAUCAGUUUCAACUUCAAGACCAACAACACAGAGAAGGACAUGUUGCUCUUCUAUGUGCAGGGAGAAGAAAAACCUGAGUUCAUGGCAGUGGAGAUAGUGGAAAGAAAGCUCCGGUUUGUUUGGAACAGUGGUGGGGGUGUGGCCAUGGCAAAUCACAGCCUACAGAUAGAGAGUGAGGAAACUUCAAUACAACCGGAUGAGAAAUGGUACAGUGUCAUUGCUAGAAGAACUGCCAAUGUUGGUACUUUGGCUGUUCAGAAGAUCAAGUUUGCAGGAAAUGAUGAUCCUGCUCUAGCCAGCAGCUCAUCGUCUGCUCAGUUCACAAAACUUGACCUAAAUGACAGGGCAAAGUUAUAUGUGGCUGGUGCUCCCCAGGGAACUGUGGAGCGUGAUCCUGCCCUGAAAGGAGGAAUGUUUGUUGGCUGUAUUGCUGAUGUCACACUGGAUGGCCGUGUGAUUGGGCUGCACAAUUUCAACCAGUCAUUUGGAGAGUGUGGCAUGUGCACAGAAAGUCCAACACCAGUGGCUCCUAAGGAUAUAUCCCAGUUUGAUGGUACAGGCUAUGCAGAGGUGCCUCCUAUACAGCGCUAUGACUCCACAGGUUAUCUGGCUCUGUUUGAAUUCCGCACCUUCUGGGAGGAUGCCCUUCUAUUCUUUUCUGGCAACAAGGCUAAUGGAGAGUAUAUUGCUGUUGAACUAGUGAAUGGCAAGGUUGUGUUCAGUGUCAACUUUGGAGGUGGUAAUAACAUCUCCAUUGAGAGCAGAGAGAAAUAUAACACUAACCAGUGGAUGACAGUAAAGGCUGAGACACAGGGAAAUGCAGGUCAGCUUGAAGUGACCACCAGUGAAGGCAGAGAAGAGUUGAAGAGAGCUCAGGCCACUGCAAGUGGAGAGGACAGUCUGGACAUCAGUAACGCCAGUGUGUACUUUGGAGGAAUACCUUCUACAUCAAAGUUUGACAGCUUCCCUCUGUCUGUGCGUACUCCAUUCCUAGGCUGUAUGAAGGGCAUACAGGUGACGGCAGGAGGCAAUGCUCUACCACUGUACAAGGGACUCAGUAUAGGAAUGACUCUAGGAUGCAGGGAAAAUAAAACCCGUGUGGCAGGUUUCCAUGGUGAUGGCUAUAUUCAACUGACAGGGGAUAGUCUUCCAGGAAGAGAGGCAGAUAUUUCCUUUUCUUUCCGCUCACUUCAAGACAUUGCACUUCUGUUACUGGGACUUGGAGGGCAGGCUGACCCUCACUUCUACUCAGUGUCCCUCAUAGAUGGUAAGCUCCAGGCCAAGUUUGAUGCUGGGGAUGGAGAAGUCACCAUUACCUCUGAUGAUACUUUCAAUGAUGGCAUGUUGCAUGGAGUGUCCAUAAUCAGGAAUAGGAGAAAAUUGGACAUGUUUGUUGAUGAUUUACCAGUCGGAACAGAGAGACUGAGUAAGGGCAGUAAGGUGGAGAUCAGUAGCCUCUAUCUGGGUGGUGUCCCAGCUGACCUUGACAUUGCUUCAGCAUCAGCUACCAGCCAACCUUUGCAAGGAUGUAUUAGAGAUUUGGUUCUGAAUGGAAAAUUAGUUCAACUAGACCAACCUGUCUCAUACCAGAGGGCAGAUAUUGGAAGAUGUUCAGAAAACAUAUUCUCAUUACCUCUCCCAAAUGUAACCACAACAACAUCAACAACUUCUGCAACAACAAAGCCAAUCCCUAUAAAAGAUACAACUACAACAACUGUAUCCACAACUACAACUAUGAGUACAAGUACCACCACGAUGUCCACUACAACAGCAGAGCCAGAGGAGUGUGCCUAUGAGCCAGAGCCAGAGAUAGAACCUGAGGCAGCUGCAUUUGGUGAUGUGAGGAAUAGUCACAGUGAGAUACUGGUGGACAGAGAUGAGAUCAGCUCCAAUUUUGACAUCAUGCUGGAGUUCCGCACCUACUAUCCUAAUGGGCUCCUGGUCUACCUUAGUAAUGAAGACCAGUCAGAAUAUGUUGCCAUCCAAAUGGCUGGCGGCACUGUGAUGACAUCAUAUGCAGACCAGAAAACUGGUGUUCCAGUCAACUUGACAGAGGGAGCCACUGUACUGGUGGAUGAUGGGAAGUGGCACAAGAUUCGACUAAUGAAGUCAGCAAAUAACAUAAUCUUCAAAGUGGAUGAAGGCCCAGACAUUGUGGGGCGUAUAGCAAACAAGAUUGAUGUGCUUGCUCCUAUGUAUGUUGGUGGAUUGCCACGAGGAUACAACAUGAGGAUGGGUCUGGUUCCAGACAGUUUGAAGGGCUGUGUACGAGGGUUCCGCCUGAACAGCCAGAAGGUUGAUCUCAUCCAGAGCAAGGCUAUCAUGGGUGUUAGUACUUGUAACAAGUACUAUGAGAAGGGGGUCUACUUCAGUGGUUAUGCUUAUGGUAUAUAUGAUUCUAACUUUGUGGUCGGUUCCAAUUUUUUGCUGACCUUUGAUUUCCGCACCACCAAGCCUGAGGGUGUAAUCUUAACAAUAAGUCAUCCCUAUAGACGACCCUCCAUGGCACUGGAACUGUUUGAUGGGCAGCUGCAAUUUACAGUAAACAAUGAGGAUGGCUUAAUCUUCUCUAUGACUGAAUAUGAAAAUCCAUUCCGACUGUGCAAUAAUAAAUGGCACACAGUAAGAGCAGAAUUGGUUAAAAACACCAUAAUGCUAACUGUAGAUGGGGUUGAACAGCUGUCAGAGACAGGGGGCUCAGAAUUCCUAGCCACAGAUCAUCCUCUCUUUAUUGGAGGCUACCCAUAUUAUGCUGAACCACAGGGUGCAGCACAGGCAAAUGAGAAAUUCCAAGGCUGUAUACGGAACAUGAAGAUUAAUGGAGCUGAAGUGGACUGGUCAAGCAGUAAGGUCUUGACAGUGGAUGUUAAAAUUGGUUACUGUCCUGGUACCAAAUAAUAAAUAGCUGUUUUUAUAGGUUUCAUUUUUUUUCACAUUUAAAUUAUAUUGAUAAUUCUGAGACCAGACUAUAUGGAUUUGGAUUUACAGCAUAGACUGCAAUAAAUUCCGAAGAUAUCCUUUCAGUUUUAUGAUUAGUGUGAGAUAUUCAAAGGGUAUGCAUCAUUUAUUGUUUUUUUCAAUUGAGAAGUACUGCUGCCUUUGCCAACAAUUUUUUGUACAAGAUGACUUUAUGGUCAAGUUGUACAUAUUAAUUGUGAGCAUGAUGGAUAUUUUAAGAUGAUCUAAGAUUGCAUUUACCAUUCAUUGAAAAAAUAUGAAAAAGUGCACCUUUAGUAAAAUCUUUGGGAAAAAUUAUUAAAUGGACAAUGUAGUAUCAUGGUUCAUCUUUUUUCAUUUUUUUCAUUAAAACUGUAUGAAAUGUCUUAUAUGGUGGAUCUACCUCAAUUGUUUAGGUUUCGAAGCUAAGCUGGGACCCUUUUUUUGUUUUCUGUCCUGCUUAAAGAUAUGGAAAGUAUUUAUAUUAUUGACAAUAGACAGAGUUACUAUAGUAGUUUUGUAAUAUUAAAGCAAGGUAAUAAUGCAAUUGAAACUUGGCAUUCUUUAUGAGCAUAGUUAAGUUAUUGUCUUUGUUGUUUUAUGUCAGAUAGUUGUUGUCAGAUGAUUUUCCAUAUAUCUAUGUUAAUGGCCAAGUCAGAACUAUGUGAAUGGUAGAAUUAACCAAGAAAUGAAUGCGGGAGCUUUGCUUAGUUUUUUUUUUUUUUUUUUUUUUUUUUGCUUUUGACUUUUUCAAAGUUGAAUGAUCAAACAAAAAAGAUUCUGAAACCAAAAUCUCACACAGUUAGAUUGUAAUAUUAGGUGAUAGAAACUGUUAUUUAUAUUGUUGAGCUGCAUCACUGCCAAGCAUUUCAAUCUUAUACUUUUUGACUAUUAGAAACCUGUUUAUUUUCAUAUAUGUAUGUAUUAUAGCUGUUAGAUGCUAUGUGCAGUUACAAUCCUUUGAUAACACUAUUAUAGUCUUGUGUAAGUGCUUCAGGUUUAGAUAUUAUGUGAGCUUUUUGAUUACAAAUAAUUCAUUUUUUAAAAUAUUCUAGUGGUUUGAAACAAAAUAAUAAAUAUUUUACAAUAUUAUAAUAACUGAACUAAUUUAAACAAGAAUAUGUCCUGAAUUGGUUUGAUACAUAUUUGUUAUUGCCAGAACAUUGUUUAUCAAUGGUUUAUAAACUGAAGAUCUUGUCUUUAAGUAUCAUUUAUGUAAAUUAUGACUUGUUCAACAAUGUAUUUUGUUUUGUCUCAAGUGUUAGUUAACAUUAUGUUAUGUAGAAGUCUUUUAUUUAACUUUUAAAAAUAUAGAACAAAUACAUACAUAGCUAGCAUUUACACAUGUGUAUAUGUAAAUAUUACUUUAGAUAUGAUUAAUAAGUUUGUUAAUUUUAUGAGGCUACAAAUCCCUUGCCAACUAUGGCGUUGCAACUUUUCAUGUGCAUUACUGCAGUUGGCUUUUAGAUGUUAAAUUAAUUAUUGCUUACAAAAGAACAAAUGUAUUUGAGAGGUUUGAAAAAAUUUACCUUUUUGUCAUUAUUAUUAUUUUCAUAAUUCAAUUUUUAUUAGCCUGACUCUCCAUUACUCAAUUAAUACUCAGUAUUUAUAUACCGACCACUGACAGUCAACUCAGGAAUUGUCAUUCACUUAUAUAAUGCUAUUAACAAAUUAAUUAAUUAACACUUCAAUGUGCAAUCAUAAGAUUUUUAUUAUACUCUGAAUGAGAAAUGUGUUUCUUGGUCAAUUAAAGAAUGUCAUACUUCUCA